Molecule: messenger RNA, 1497 nt
Organism: Photinus pyralis (common eastern firefly)
Lineage: Eukaryota; Metazoa; Arthropoda; Insecta; Coleoptera; Lampyridae
Product: acidic repeat-containing protein-like
Exons: 4
Coding region: 252-1421 (389 amino acids)
Cellular component (GO): nucleus
Source: RefSeq, a predicted model, not a curated record
UUAUAGUGAAUUUUAGUCGCCAUUUUGGGCGCCAUCUUGAUUUGAGACUUUAGUAGCAGGAUUUCGAGGUGGUGACAGGAAAAAUCGGAUUCAGCAAGGUCUAAUUACCCUAAAAACACUUGUCACCAAAAUGUCUCAAGAUUCGCUGUUAGAAGUUAAGAUCUCAAAAUUGUCGCCCGAACUACUUGACAUUUACCACACUUACCAAACAAUUUUUAGUGGCUAACCCCUGAUGUGUAACAUAGUUCUGGAUGUUUACUUUUAGUGAACUAAGAGGCAAAGGUAAAGCUGGUAUUUCACCUUGGACCAAAAUUGUUCAAAAUUUGUGCGAUUCAGACAGUUCAGAAGAGAAUACCAAUAUAGGAGUUUCAUUAAAGUCGUGGUUCGAUGCUGACAAUAAAAAUACGCAUUCUCGCAACUCUGGACAAAGCUCUAAUAGUAGCGCAACUGGUAGUUCAAAAGGCAGUAAGCGAAAGUUUACAAAGCCAUCAAAGGAAAAUGUAGGUGUUACUAAACCUACAAGUAAGGCGGAUGGUAAAGCUACAAAGGUCAGAAGUAAUGAGAAAAAAGAGCCGCUUAGCAGCUUGGAUAACAAUAAAUUGAAGCAAUCUGUUUUGAAGCCUAUACCUGUACCAGCCAACACAUAUAAAACGAAUUCGUGUCAAAGUUUUUUGGCAUCAUUAUCAAGUACUGUGAAGAUUUCACAAUGCGAUCCAUCGGCCAGACUCUUUCGAAAUAAUUUCAAAAAUUUCAAAAACGAAUUAUUAACGAGGUUGUUUAAAUUGUACAAUGAAAAAGUGUUUGAUAAUAAAAUUCCCGAAGAUACUCCUCUCGAAUGGAAUGAUAAAAUGAUACGGACCGCAGGUUUUUGUUACUGCAGAAAAAUAACAAGACGCACAGGCAUCAUCGAAAGGAAGGCUCGAAUCGUUUUAUCAACGAAGGUAGUGGACGCCUGUAAUCGAUUAAGGGAUACUUUAAUUCAUGAGUUGUGCCAUGCUGCUACGUGGAUUAUAAAUGGUGUGGACAACGGGCACGGAGAGUUUUGGAAAGCUUGGGCUACCAAGGCUAUAACCGUCUUUCCUGAGCUACCGCCAAUUAAACGAUGCCAUGAUUACGUUAUCAAUACCAAGUACACAUAUCAAUGCAUAGAUUGUGGAUACAGCAUUGGUCGCCAUACAAAAUCGUUGGACGUUGAACGGAAGUGCUGCGGGUAUUGCUAUGGAAAAUUCGAAGUGUUCUUGAAUAAAACAAACAAAGAAGGCGAAACAAAAAGUGUUCGAGCAACACCGAAGAAAGCUCCAUCUGGUUUCGCGCUGUUUGUCAAGGACAAUUAUGCCACGUACAAAACGCCACAGCUUAACCAUGGACAAGUAAUGAAACUGCUGGGUCAGAAAUUUAACGAAGUCAAAGUAUCCCUGUGAAUGAUGGUGGGACACAGUAGCGUCCGGUUUUUAGACAUACAAGAUUUUAUACUUGUAAAAUAUAAUUUUUAUACUA